Messenger RNA from Acomys russatus (golden spiny mouse), 2488 nucleotides. It is a transcript of the gene Wee1, whose product is annotated as WEE1 G2 checkpoint kinase. NCBI's taxonomy places the organism in Eukaryota, Metazoa, Chordata, Mammalia, Rodentia, Muridae. Gene Ontology annotation, biological process: mitotic cell cycle; protein phosphorylation. The record is from RefSeq and is a predicted model, not a curated record. The transcript is spliced from 11 exons. Bases 83 to 2038 code for a protein of 651 amino acids. Gene Ontology annotation, cellular component: nucleus. Gene Ontology annotation, molecular function: magnesium ion binding; non-membrane spanning protein tyrosine kinase activity; ATP binding.
UGCCAGCCGCGACCUGGACGCUGCAGGCCUGUGCUCGCCGCUCCUCCGGUCUCCCGUGCUCCGCCGUGACCGCGGCCGGGAGAUGAGCUUCCUGAGCCGCCAGCAGCCGCCGCCCACCCGCCGCGCCGCGGCCGCCUGCAGCCUGCGGCAGAAGCUCAUCUUCUCCCCGGGCAGCGACUGCGAGGAGGAAGAGGAGGAGGAGGAGGAAGGCAGCGGCCACAGCACCGGGGAGGACUCGGCCUUCCAGGAGCCCGAUUCGCCGCUGCCCUCUGCGCGUAGCCCCGCCGAGGCCGAGGCCGAGCGCCGCCGCUCGCCCGGCGCGGAGCCCAGCAGCCCCGGAGAUCUGGAGGACGACCUGCUGCUGCGGGGAGGCGGGGGCGGCGGCGGGGGCGGCAGGGGCGCCGAAGCGGCGGGCGGAGGCGCCGAGGGUGACUCUUGGGAGGAGGAGGGGUUCGGCUCGUCGUCGCCCGUCAAGUCACCCGCCACCGCCUACUUUCUGGGCAGCUCGUUCUCGCCGGUGCGCUGCGGCGGCCCGGGGGAUACGUCCCCGCGGGGUUGCGGGGCUCCGGGGGCCAUGGAGGGUCCCUGCUCGCCGCAGCCCGACUACCCGAGCACCCCGCCGCACAAGACCUUCCGCAAACUACGGCUGUUCGACACGCCGCACACGCCGAAGAGUCUGCUUUCCAAAGCUCGAGUGAUUGAUUCCAGCUCUGUUAAGCUCCGGGGUUGUUCUCUAUUCAUGGACACAGAAAAAUCAGGGAAAAGAGAAUUCGACUCGCGGCAAACUCCUCAAGUGAAUAUUAACCCCUUUACUCCGGAUCCUGUGUUGCUUCAUUCCUCGGGACGCUGUCGGGGGAGAAAGAGAGCCUAUUUUAAUGAUUCCUCUGAAGACAUGGAAGCUAGUGAUUAUGAGCUUGAAGAUGAAACAAGACCUGCUAAAAGAAUUACAAUUACUGAAAGCAAUAUGAAGUCACGGUAUACAACUGAAUUUCAUGAGCUGGAAAAAAUUGGUUCUGGAGAAUUUGGUUCUGUGUUUAAAUGUGUGAAGAGGCUAGAUGGCUGCAUCUAUGCCAUUAAACGGUCAAAAAAGCCGUUGGCUGGCUCCGUCGACGAGCAGAAUGCUUUGAGAGAAGUAUACGCUCAUGCUGUACUCGGACAGCAUUCCCACGUAGUGCGCUAUUUCUCUGCCUGGGCAGAAGAUGACCAUAUGCUUAUACAGAAUGAAUAUUGUAAUGGUGGGAGUUUAGCUGAUGCCAUAAGUGAGAACUACAGAAUCAUGAGCUACUUCACUGAAGGAGAGCUGAAGGACCUCCUCUUGCAAGUUGGCCGGGGCUUGAGAUACAUACAUUCAAUGUCUUUGGUUCACAUGGAUAUAAAACCUAGUAAUAUUUUCAUAUCUCGAACCUCAAUCCCAAAUGCUGUCUCUGAGGAAGGAGAUGAGGAUGACUGGAUAUCCAAUAAAGUCAUAUUUAAAAUAGGUGAUCUUGGGCAUGUGACAAGAAUCUCUAGUCCACAAGUUGAAGAAGGUGAUAGUCGUUUUCUAGCAAAUGAAGUUUUACAAGAGAACUACAGCCACCUACCGAAAGCAGAUAUUUUUGCUCUUGCUCUCACAGUUGUAUGUGCUGCUGGUGCUGAACCCCUUCCCAGAAAUGGAGACCAGUGGCAUGAAAUCCGGCAGGGCCGCUUACCUCGGAUGCCACAAGUGCUUUCCCAGGAGUUGACAGAGUUGCUAAAAGUGAUGAUUCAUCCUGAUCCAGAGAGAAGGCCUUCAGCGAUGGUGCUGGUGAAACAUUCAGUGUUGCUAUCUGCAUCUAGAAAGAGCGCAGAGCAGUUACGAAUAGAAUUGAAUGCUGAAAAAUUCAAAAAUUCUCUUUUGCAGAAAGAACUAAAGAAAGCCCAGAUGGCAGCCAAAGUCGCAGCUGAGGAACGGGCCCUCUUCACAGAACGGAUGGCCACUAGGUCUACCACUCAGAGUAAUAGAACUUCUCGACUUAUUGGAAAGAAAAUGAACCGCUCUGUCAGCCUUACUAUAUACUGAACUGUUCACGUUCCCUAUCCCCACCCUCCUCAAAAGAAGCAAAACAAGACAAAAAAAAAAAACUGUGACAAGAGGAAGCUAGGUUGAAAUUACUGCUAGACUCCACUUUGCAAUUACUUUGUCCAUUGGUAUCAGUAGUUUUCCUAAAAUGCCUUUUAGGACUUUUGUGAAUUACAGUUGAGAGCUCUAUUCUGACUUGUCUGUGUCAGGCUUUUGUCUCACCUUCCCGUCUGUUUCAUGUAGGAUGUCAGUCACUUGGAUGCUCCACCAGCCUUUGCGGGCUCAGCCCUGUGGUGGUGUGCAGGGUGACGAAAGGUGUCCUCCUUUCUUAUGACCUCUAGAAAGGGCUCACGGGCUUAGCUACGAACAUCCUUUCCCUUCAAAAAGGGACUGCUCAGAGACUCAGCACUACUCACCCUCCAAUGUACCUGUGUCGAUCUACGUUUCUCU